This is a messenger RNA of Copidosoma floridanum, 1761 nucleotides long. RefSeq lists its product as uncharacterized. The record is from RefSeq and is a predicted model, not a curated record. NCBI's taxonomy places the organism in Eukaryota, Metazoa, Arthropoda, Insecta, Hymenoptera, Encyrtidae.
AUGGUCCCCCGUUCGCAGGUAAAAUUCGGUCUGGAGCGCUACCAGAAGAAGACAUACUUGAGCCUGAUGAUCAUAUUCCACUUGACGUGCGUGAUAAUGAGUGACACGAGCCGGGCCUUCCACCUCAGCUACGUCCUCAGCUAUGUCGUCGAGUCAAUCUUCCUCGUCUGGGCGCUCGGGCUCUUCGCCACCUUCCUCUACGCCAGCCACAAGGUCAAGCUGCUCCUCCACAACCUUCCCUCGAGCCUGUUGGCCCGAGACUCGGCGAGCACCAAUCAGAAAGGUAUAAUGCAGCUAGCGAUCCUCGCGCCCUACAACAAGAGCCUGGCGAGCUCGGUAGCCGCGGCGCUCGUGCCCACCCUCUUAGGCCCGGCUACGAAGCUUCGAUCCCUCGACGAUUCCAAUCACCAGCUACGACUACGACAGCCGGCCAACGCACCCGGCGCUAACCAACAGCACCCUGACACCAAUCCAAGCUUGAGCUCUACCCAGCAGCGUAGCAAGCCAGCCACGAUGGUCCAUCAGGACAGCCUGAAACGGCGGCUCAUGGCGGACGCGCCGACCUCGACCGGUGACUCGGCGCAGCCCAUCAUCUCCACGGUGCCCGAGGUCUACGUUAGACCCCCGACCCCGACCCCCUCGCUCGCCAACCUGCCCAUCAUCACGGUCUCGAGCCCCAGCCGGCGCAGCUCGCUCGCCAGUAGGCGGGGCAGCGACGUCUCCAGGAUCUCCAGGAGGGCCUCCGAGUGCAGCGUCAGGUUCGUCGGCGAGGACGAGGUCAUCUCCCCGGCUGCCGAGUCGACAGGAAAACGCAGUGCGGAAAUCAACGCCGCAAGCCCGAGGAGCUCGCCGGUCUUCGAUCGCUCCCGCAGCCCCGAGACCGGUAUACUGCGCCGCAACUCCGAUUGCCCGUCGCCAACGUCGCCAAGCGGCAGCAGCCGCGACCUGAGACGCUGCUCUGACUUUGGGCAGGACUGCAACGGCAAGCAGGUGGGCCGCGUGUCCUCGCAGUUCGCCAACAAGCUCAGGAGGAACAGCGACUUCGGGAACCGCACGCCCCGCCGACACGAGCCCGACCAGUCCACACUCGCCAAGAUACUCGACGUCAGUCCCGUGGGCUCGAGGCGCAACUCGGAUCUCGGGGUGCUCUCGCCAACCCCCCGGGCGGUCGAGUCGAGGCGCAAUUCGGACGUGUCAUGCCGCAGCACCGAUCGCCGGAGCUUGGACCUUGGCAUCCGUGGACCGGCGAGCCGGCGCAGUAGUGACACCGGCGUCCGCGUCCCGGCCGGCGGACCCGACGACAGCGAGGCCCACCUGUCCGAGAUAAAAUCCGAGUCCGACUCCGAGCAGCAAGAUGGCGACUGCGGCAGCGAGAAGGUGGCGCUGGUGAACGGCGGGUCUACCAACGAGGAGCCCAAGACCCCAAGGAAGAAGAACCUCUCGUGGAAGAGCGACCGGCUCGCGGACGACCAGGAGGACAUCACUCCCGAGACCAGUCUGCUCAAGGACGCCACAGCGGCAACUGGGAUCACGGGCGCGGACUUUACGCUUCACUCGAUAUUAAAUCACAUCGCGUACGUGAACCGGGCGAGGUCGGACAUGCCGCUGCAUAUACCCGAGGCGUCGACGGCCGCAGCCAGGCGCUCCCAGCUCAGGAAGGUUCUCAAUGUCACCUACGCCACGGCGAUUCUCGGCAUUUUGCUCUGCGUCGCCGAUGUGGCCCGCAUUUUCGGACCUUAUGGUGAGUUGGCGGGAUCUUGA